AUGGGUUGGGUCCAAGGAAUCAAAGAUCCGUCCUCCCAUCCGAUCACAAUUGGACCACUUGGAUCCACAGCUUUCUUCGUUGCAAAUUCCUGUCUGUCACAGCAGCAACAUUUGCAAUCCACUUUUGGUGCUCAAGAAGUCCUUUGCUAUCCCUUUAUAAAAACAAAACAAAAAUAUCCCAAUAUGCCUGUCGAUCUCUUGCACCCAACUCCCGAAAGUGAAAUGAGAACCCACAAGUUGAAGAGACUUGUGCAAUCUCCCAAUUCUUUCUUCAUGGACAUUAAGUGCCCAGGAUGCUUUCAAAUUACCACAGUUUUCUCUCAUGCACAAACCGUUGUUCUGUGCGGAAACUGCAAUAUCCAACUUUGCCAACCCACCGGUGGUAAGGCUCGUCUAACAGAGGGAUGCUCCUACAGAAAGAAGGUUGAUUAA
Molecule: messenger RNA, 432 nt
Organism: Cylindrotheca closterium
Lineage: Eukaryota; Bacillariophyta; Bacillariophyceae; Bacillariales; Bacillariaceae
Source: the annotation of a GenBank genome assembly